This is a messenger RNA of Entamoeba histolytica HM-1:IMSS, 1209 nucleotides long. RefSeq names its product lipid phosphate phosphatase, putative. Gene Ontology annotation, cellular component: endoplasmic reticulum membrane. The record is from RefSeq and is a predicted model, not a curated record. Gene Ontology annotation, molecular function: sphingosine-1-phosphate phosphatase activity. The transcript has 2 exons. Bases 1 to 1209 code for a protein of 402 amino acids. Lineage: Eukaryota; Evosea; Mastigamoebida; Endamoebidae.
AUGAUAAUUGCCUUUACUAACUUACGUAAUUUCUUAUAUCGAACUGUUACUAAGUCAAUGCCUGGAGUUCAAAAGUUACAAAAGAAAAAGAAUAAGUUUUUAGACUUAUUUUUUUAUGUAAUGACUCAUUUAGCUGGAGUAGGUGUAUACAUUGCGUUUGUACCAACUGCAUGGUGGUUACAUCCAUCAGAAGAUUCAAUUUAUAUAAGUAAUGCAUUAAUAUUAUUAAUUGCUAUUACUACAUAUAUUGGAAACUUUAUGAAAAAUCUAUUUGCUUGUCCAAGACCUUCAGGAGUAUGGCAGCCAUUAAAAGAAUUAGAUUUUGGUUUACCAUCAACUCAUACAAUGAAUGCAGUAGCAAAUGGGAUCUUUUUAAUAAUGUAUCUUAAACCAGUAUGGUGGGUAUGUAUUUUAAUAACUAUUUAUGUGAUUAUAGUAGCUCUAAGUAGAAUUUAUAUGGGGGUUCAUUCACCAGCAGAUGUGAUUGUUGGAGCAUUAUUAGGAUUUGUUUCAAUUGGAUUUUAUAUUGUAUUUCCAGAUAUUCCUCGAGAAUGGUAUUUUAUUCCAUUCUUUUUCUUUACACAAGUUAUUUUACUUUCAUUACAUUCAUUAUGUUUUUCUCAAUAUACUCCAUGUUAUUGGAGAUCAGUUGUAGGUUUUGGAUUUGUUUUUAUGAAUUAUGUUAUGGAAGUAUUUGAAAGACAUAAAGUAGUUAAAAACAUGCCACCAUAUUCAUGUACAAUUCAUUACCCAUUCUUAUUAUUAAAAGCAUUUUGUAUUGGUUUUGUAAUAUCAGGUACUGGAUAUUUUAUACAUCUUGGAUUAUAUAGUCUUUUUAUUAAAUGUCAUAAAUUAUUAGAUUGGUAUAGUUCUAAUGCUAAUAAAAUACGUUUUCAUUGUCAUCAUGACCCAUUAGAAUUUACUCCAGAAAUGAAUCAUCAAAGAAUGAUUUAUGCCGUAGAGUUUUUCUCAUAUUAUAUUGGAGGAUUUAUUCUAGCAGCACUUUGUAAAGUGGUAUCACCAAUAGUAAUCCAGUAUUAUCUUCCUGAUUUUGAUGAAGAUGAAAGUAUUCCAAAAAAAUCAGUAAAACAACAUGUUGAAAUCAAAAAUGUAGGAUUUCAUAUUGAUCCAAAUGAAAAAGUUAACAUAGAUACAAUUUCUCAUCGUUUUGCUACUCUUUCUUUAAAUCCUAAAGAUAAAAAUGAUUAA